Sinocyclocheilus anshuiensis is the source of this 534-nucleotide messenger RNA. RefSeq names its product adrenodoxin-like. Gene Ontology annotation, molecular function: electron transfer activity; 2 iron, 2 sulfur cluster binding. Gene Ontology annotation, biological process: P450-containing electron transport chain. The record is from RefSeq and is a predicted model, not a curated record. NCBI's taxonomy places the organism in Eukaryota, Metazoa, Chordata, Actinopteri, Cypriniformes, Cyprinidae. The transcript is spliced from 4 exons. Gene Ontology annotation, cellular component: mitochondrion. The coding region runs from base 1 to 528 and encodes 175 amino acids.
AUGCUUGCACAGCAGGACAGCAUGGCCUUUCGUAAGUGUGUACAGGUCCUGCUCCGUUCCAGCUUGGCUCCGUUGUGCCACCCAGGAUCCACGAGGACCCAUCCAAGAUUUCUUCACACAGUUCCCAGACUCUGCAGUCAAUCCCAGCCAAAUGGUUCCUCGGGCUCUAAAGUGCUGGUGCACUUUGUAAAUCAGUCGGGGGUAAAGAGCAGUGUGUUUGUCACAGAGGGAGAGACUCUUCUAGACGUUGUCAUCAAGAAGAAUCUUGACAUCAGUGGCUUUGGAGCAUGCGAGGGCACUCUGGCCUGUUCCACCUGUCACCUGAUAUUUGAGGAGAGUGUGUAUGACAAACUGGAGCCAAUGGUGGAUGAAGAGGUUGACAUGCUGGAUUUGGCUUAUGGACUCACCAAGACAUCUCGUUUGGGGUGUCAGGUGACUGUUGAGCGCUGGAUGGAUGGAAUGACAGUUCACGUUCCGCAAGAGAUCAAAGAUCAGCGAGGAAAACAAGAGGCAGUGAGAAGCAAAUGAUACACA